UGUGGGUGGUGCUAUUGGCGGCCAAUGACCCGAAAACAUGACCUCUAAGUGUAUAUUUACCUUACCCCAGUAGGUCAUGGGUUAUCUGCGAGGCAUAAACGCAUUGUAAAACCGCUAAAGCAGAAAUGUCGACUGGCUUCCAUCUACUGGCUGUUGUAAUCAUCUGGUCACAACGAGCUCAAGCUGCAGACAUCCUCGUGGCGACGAACACGUUCGGCAGCCAUUGGUUGAACCUGGCGAAGAUUGCCGAAGCCUUGACUUCCCGAGGACACAUCGUCACUGUGGUAGCUCCUGCCAGUGAAAAGAGCGACCUGACGACGAAAUGGCCGAGCUUCCGCUAUGAAACGUUUGGUGAUCCCGAAAAAGCACCAUUGUUUAUCGAGGUCUUGAAAAAUACUCCACCAGAGAUAAUGUUCCAGGUAUUGACUUCAAUUACUUGGCUGGAUUCCCAUAUGAUGAUGAAUGAAGCUGCUACAGAUGACUGCCAGAACAUGUUGAGUGACAUUCAGCUGCUGAGGAGACUGAAGAACAGCCAUUAUAACGUAGUUCUGACGUAUCCGGGGAUGUCAUGUGGGUCCCUCGUGGCUCAGUACUUGGACCUGCCUCUGGUCUGCACGCUGAUGUUUAUGCCGUUUGUACUCGUCGUCUUUUGUUGUCAUGUUACAGAGAUCCAGGCCACCGGCGUUCCAAAUCCUGUAUCCUACAUACCAACAGUAAUGUUAGGACUGACUGAUCAGAUGACCUUCUUACAGAGGGUCAAGAACACGCUGGUUUACUUCGGGCUGACCAUCAUGGGACAAGUAAUUGCUGAAAGGGGAUUCGACGCCAUUGCAAGCAGGACCAUUGGUAGCAACUUCACCAUAUUUUCUGCAUUGGCAAGAACAGACGUGUGGCUGUACCAAACAGGCGUCAUGUUUGACUACCCCAAACCCACCAUGCCAAAUAUGGUCAGCAUAGCAGGUUACAUGGCUGAUGAGGCCAAGCCGCUCAGUGAGGAUCUCGAUAGUUUUAUGCAGAGCUCUGGAGAUGCCGGGGUGGUGAUUGUAACGUUCGGCAACUUGAUAACGGUUAUGCCCGCAGAGAGAGCCGAGAUGCUGGCCGCUGCCUUUUCCCGUCUGCCGCAGAAGGUCGUGUGGCGCAACGCUGGAACACCACCGCCAAGUCUGGGGCCGAACACCAGGAUCAUGGAGUGGCUUCCUCAGAGCGACUUACUGGCUCAUUCCAAGACAAAGGCGUUUGUAUCUCAUUGCGGUUAUAACAGCAUAUCAGAGGCCAUGUACCACGGGGUACCGCUGGUCGGCAUGCCUCUGUUCGCGGACCAACACGAGAACAUCGCCCGGGUGGUGGCCCGCGGGAUGGCGGUGACUCUGGACAUUCAUACCGUCACGUCAGAGGAGGUUUACCAGGCCAUCACUGCCGUUAUUUUUAAUCCCAAGUACAAGGAGAAAGCUAAACGAGUUUCUACAAUCCUCCGAGACCAGCCACAGCCGCCCAUGGAGCGGGCAGUCUGGUGGAUAGAACACGUCAUCAAACAUGGCGGCCUCCCUCAUCUCAGGUCAAGGGCAACCGAACUACCCUUCUACCAGUACUAUCUGUUAGACGUCCUGGCUCUGAUUGUGUCAGUUCUGGCCGUGAUCUUGUUAGCUGGUUGGAAGUGCUGUUUGUGUGCAUGUAGCAGGUGCAAGUGGGGUAGAAACAACAUAAUAAAGAAAACUAAUUAACCCCAACAGAAACGUACCUGGACAUUUAUUACAUCGUCACUGUCCUCUCUAUCUGCUUCCAUUUAAACGAGACGCGUGAUUUGAACUGCAAGACUAGUGUAAAAUUCAUAAUAUCGUUAUGUAUAAUAUAAGACAUACGGAAUGGUGGGGGUUAUCCUGCUUAUAGUUAUUGUUAAUUAUUAUAUAUCCAGAAGACGUAGACCAAUCAGAAGUCCCUUUUUUGGUG
This is a messenger RNA of Branchiostoma belcheri (Belcher's lancelet), 1947 nucleotides long. Its product is annotated as UDP-glucuronosyltransferase 2C1-like. The record is from RefSeq and is a predicted model, not a curated record. Bases 126 to 1721 code for a protein of 531 amino acids. Lineage: Eukaryota; Metazoa; Chordata; Leptocardii; Amphioxiformes; Branchiostomatidae. The transcript has 8 exons. Gene Ontology annotation, molecular function: UDP-glycosyltransferase activity.